CUUUUACCUGCAAACGCCUCAUUAGGGAUUGCAAAUUUGAGAUUUCAUACAUGGUAGACAAGGAAAUCAAGGAAGACGAAGAUAUACUCCUUCGGUUCAUCGAAUCGGCCAUGGAGUCAGGUCCUGAAUUCAAGAAACAACAAGAUGAUCUACGCCUUGCAAAUAAAGAAGGUGAAUUCAAGAAAGAACAAGAUGAUCUAAGCCUUGCAAAUAAAGCUGAAUUCAAGAAAGAACAAGAUGAUCUAAGCCUUGCAAAUAAAGAAGGUGAUGGCGGAUUCAAGUCUGAAACUGGAGAAGAAAAUCACGAAGUUCUCAAUGAUCAUAUAUCGUAUUCUUCGUGUGAUAUCAAGGAAGACGAAGACAUUAUCCUACGGCUGCACGAAUCGUUCAUGGACUCGGUUUGUGAAUCAGUGCACGCGGCUGAUUUGGCUCGUCAACAAAUCCUUGCAGACAAAGAAAGUAGUGGCGGAUUCAAACAUAAAAUUGAAGAAGAAAAACAGGAAGACCUCCAUGAAGAUGCAUCGCAAUCUCUAAAUGCUAUCGAGAAAGAUGAAGAUAUGAUCCUUCGGUUGAACAGAUUGUUCUUGGAGGCAGUUCGUCAAUUCCUUGCAGACAGAGAAAGGCCUGACGGAUUCAAGCCUGAAACUGAAGAACAUCUCCGUGCGGAUUCACCACAUUCUCGAUAUAUCAAGAAAAACGAAGAUAUUAUCCUUCGGUUGGACGAUUUGUUCAUGGAGUCAGUUCGUGAAUUCAAGACAAAACAAGAUCGUCGAAGCCUAGCAGACGAAAAAAGCCAGGGCGGAUUUAAGCAUCAAAUUCAAGAAGAAAGCCAGGGCGGAUUUAAGCAUCAAAAUGGAAAAGAAAGCCAUGGCGGAUUUAAACAUCAAAAUGGAGAAGAAAGCCAUGGCGGAUUUAAACAUCAAAAUCGAGAAGAAAGCCAUGGCGGAUUUAAACAUCAAAAUCGAGAAGAAAGCCAUGGCGGAUUUAAACAUCAAAAUCGAGAAGAAAGCCAUGGCGGAUUUAAACAUCAAAAUCGAGAAGAAAGCCAUGGCGGAUUUAAACAUCAAAAUCGAGAAGAAAGCCAUGGCGGAUUUAAACAUCAAAAUCGAGAAGAAAGCCAUGGCGGAUUUAAACAUCAAAAUCGAGAAGAAAGCCAUGGCGGAUUUAAACAUCAAAAUCGAGAAGAAAGCCAUGGCGGAUUUAAACAUCAAAAUCGAGAAGAAAGCCAUGGCGGAUUUAAACAUCAAAAUCGAGAAGAAAGCCAUGGCGGAUUUAAACAUCAAAAUCGAGAAGAAAGCCAUGGCGGAUUUAAACAUCAAAUUCGAGAAGAAAACCGAUAUGCUUUCAGUAGAAACGAAGACAUUAUCCUUGAACUAUUCAUUGAGUCGAUUCGUCAACCUGUAAACGCGUUUGAUCUUUCCAAGCAAGAACAAAACGACAAACUUCUCUACGGUCACCACGAUCUGCAAAGAGACAAAGAAAGCCAUGGCGGAUUUGAGCAUAAAGUUAAAGAAGCCACUCGAGAAGAUCUCCUUGGAUAUGAAUCACAUUCUCAAUAUCAUGAUUACGAUAUUAUCCUUCAGUUCAACAAAUUGGCCAUGGAGUCGGAUCGUAGAUACGUUGCCAGUAAACUCCAGAAAGAACAAAAGGAUGAAGAAAAUGACGGAAGAUCCAAGUAUAAAACUGAAGAAGGUGAGACUCCUCCGAUUAAAAAGAACCUGGAAGAAUCGAAUACUUCAGAAACAUUCAAAAUCAAAGAGUGUCCAAAAGUGAAGACAGAGAAUGAUGAUCCGUUUGAUAUGCCAUUGAAGCCUCUUGAAGAACUGGAGGAAAUUGUGUUGAAACUCUACAAAUUCAUGGAUUAUACAUCUUCGAUACUGAAAGAUAUACAGAGAGUGAAAUACAAAGAGCAGGAUAAGUAUCAUUUUCUUGACAACGUUCGCCUCCUGUUUCUGUCGUCGUCUCGGAAGGUGGACGUAAUAAUUGAUGAACUGAAACUUUUGAAGGAUAAAGAAAUUGGGGAGGUGAAAUCUCCCCCCACAAAUGCUCUGAGUCCUGAAAUCGCUUUAUUUCAAGCGGUAGAGAUAAAUGCAAAGUUGGUCAAUCGCUCUUUUAUCCAUACCGUUGCUUUCCUGUAUGAUGACAAAUGUAGGGAAAAGGAGAUUUCAUGUUGCAUAGCUGAGAUGAAUCGAACCAUGGAAAACCUCAGGGUAGUUCUCUUGAGAGCAAGACCACGAAAAUGGCUACUUUCCAGGUCACUAAGAAUUUGAGAGAACUGAAGCAGCUUCCGAAUGGCUUUGAGGGAUAGAACGAAACAAAGAGCAAACGGCCACUAUACUAUACCCCUAUUCAAACUUCCAUGUACGUGAUUACCAGUAUCAGUGUGUGCUACCACUCACAAACAUCACAUACAAAAUUCUUCUCUGUCUCUAGCUAUGAAUAAUAAGUUUGGAAGUAGAUUCUAUGGUGUUCAAUAUACAAGUAGUCAAUAGAAUCAUCUCAUCCUAUACUUGGGAACUUAAGAACCAA
Molecule: messenger RNA, 2529 nt
Organism: Cucurbita pepo subsp. pepo (vegetable marrow)
Lineage: Eukaryota; Viridiplantae; Streptophyta; Magnoliopsida; Cucurbitales; Cucurbitaceae
Source: RefSeq, a predicted model, not a curated record